UUUUGGUAGCUAGACAUGCCUUCAGCAAUGCGACUUCGGGCUCAGAUCCAUUCGGUUAGUACUUUGCUGCCCGCGGAUAAGAUGCUCGCAAGCAAGAAAAACAUAUUUACGGGUAUCAUAGCUUUAACAUUGGUGGUUCUGUACAUACAAUUUGAGACGAUGCAGAAUGAAAUAGUUAACCGAAUAACGGAUCACCGUAAAACGAUUUUGCGAUCGGAUGCACUUAGUGAACUGACUACUGUAACGAGCGAUUCGUUACUGAUAAAUCUGAGGACAAAAACGUACCGACCGUGGGUGACAAGUGCUAACAAACCGGGAUUGUUUCGGAUGCCUGACAUGCAAAGUUAUGAAAGUGAGCUGAAACCAGAGAAAAACAUAUUUUUUGUAAUGUCUACGGUGAUCGAAGACGAUAUAGCGAAGCUAACACCUCGACAAUCGUGUGCAAUAGAGUCUGCUGCCAGAGCUAACUCCGAUUGGAGUGUAUUCGUCCUUUUCACAUCCGCUAGAAUGUUUAGCUACCAGAAUAGCACCAACAUGGUGCCAUUGCUGUUCUAUUCAAACAUACACUUCAGGCGCUUGAAUAUGGAAACCUACGCGAUUGGAACUCCGUUGGAGAAGUUCUUCCGAGAUAACUCCCUACGAAAUUCCCUUUUUAUAGUGGAACACACUUCCGACGUUCUGAGGCUGCUCACGUUGUACAAAUACGGCGGUACUUAUCUGGACUCUGAUGUGGUUGUAAUGGAUUCUUUGAACGAGCUACCGCACAACUAUCUCGGAUCAGAAGGCGAUGGUUACAUUGCUAACGGCAUCAUUAACCUGCAAGUUACUGGAUAUGGUCAUACUGUGGCAGAAGCUUUUUUGAAUGAAAUCGCCGAGAAUUUCAACGGUUCGGUAUGGGCAGCAAACGGUCCUGCAAUGGUAACACGAGUUAUGCGAAAAUUCUGCAACGUUACCAACGUUUGGGAUAUGACGCGAGAAAGGUGUGGCGGAAAAAUGAGUAUCCUUCCGCCAGAUACGUUCUUUCAAGUGACGUACCCGCGUCAUACGUGGUACUUUGAGGAGGCACAUGCAUCAGAAGUGAUGGAAAAAGUAGCCGGCCACAUUCUGACUCAUUUGUGGAACAAAUUGACCGGGGGCAUAGUGUUAAGGAAGGAUAGCCCAGUCGCAUACAUUAUACUAGCGAAUGUCUACUGCCCAAAUGUAAUAAAUAAUUGCAAGGAAUAUUUUUAGAUGUUCGCAAAAGUGAAACAUGA
This is a messenger RNA of Aedes aegypti (yellow fever mosquito), 1253 nucleotides long. RefSeq names its product lactosylceramide 4-alpha-galactosyltransferase. Lineage: Eukaryota; Metazoa; Arthropoda; Insecta; Diptera; Culicidae. The record is from RefSeq and is a predicted model, not a curated record. Gene Ontology annotation, biological process: glycosphingolipid biosynthetic process. Bases 16 to 1230 code for a protein of 404 amino acids. The transcript is spliced from 2 exons. Gene Ontology annotation, molecular function: alpha-1,4-N-acetylgalactosaminyltransferase activity.